Molecule: messenger RNA, 1790 nt
Organism: Desarmillaria tabescens
Lineage: Eukaryota; Fungi; Basidiomycota; Agaricomycetes; Agaricales; Physalacriaceae
Exons: 4
Coding region: 192-1706 (504 amino acids)
Source: RefSeq, a predicted model, not a curated record
AUGGCGACGCGAUCCUGUUUGAAUUUCGAGUAAUAAAAGGAAACAAGGAGGGAGGUUGAUAGAGCAAAGGAGAACGAAUGGUCUAAGAUGUUCGUACAACGCAUGAACUAGCAAGUAUACCGAGUAGUUGGAGCUAUAAAGACGUGGGUGCGAAACAGAAAUUAUUCCCACGCCUCCUGUCCUUCUCCACAAUGGACAACUCCAGGCUGGUGACCGUCACUUUUGAAUUGCCUAGAACACAGCAUGCUCUUUCCAAGCCUGAGGAGUGGAAUGCGUCUUGGGAGCGUCUCUGUAGUUCAGGUCUCCUAGCCCCCCCACUUUGCCUCGAGUUGGCUCUUAAAAUGGAGCUAUGCGAAACUGGUGUCAAGGCGUUUGAAUAUUCCAGACUUCUCCAAAACACGCUUGGUCUUCGUUUUGAUAUUGGUGUAGAGGCUGUUGACCUGCUGCUCUACCAUGAUCUUGAAUCCAAGUGGCUUGCUGCUACGCGUGCUACCCGCAGGCAACAUGCUCUUGUUGGUUUAUCCGAGGCAGGGGCUAUAGCCAGAAAUCUCAACGAAGCCAGGAGGUUUACGGGAGAUAUUCUUACUCUUGAAAAUCUCAGUAAAGAAGGUCAUACCCUUAUCGACUUGCUCAAAGCUAUCAUUCCCGACGAUAUUUCCGUCCUUCCUAAGACACCAUGCCAUUUCCCAAAUGCCGCCUGGGAUUCACUCCGUGAAGAGCGCCAGAAAAAUGGGACCGAGUUUGAAAAGUUAUGGCUUGCUGAGGCACAUAUGCUCCGGUCAAAACUCAUCUAUCACGUCGUGCAGUGUACGUACUUGUCGUUCCUUGGACGGCCGCGUCCAAAGAUCACUGUAGUGAGAAAUCUCGGCCAUUCUCCGCAUGCCCAGAUGGAUUCGGUCGAAAAGGAGCUAAAGAAGAAGCUUUACGGUGGGAAAGCGGCCAAGGAGAUGUGGAAAGACGACAAAGCUGCUUGGAAAGAUCGAACCAGCCGGCGCGCGAACUCAUGCACCAAUUGCCUCAAAAAAGAGGAAGAGGGCCAAAAGUUUCCUCACUGUUCCAAGUGUUGGACUGCGUUGAAGCGAGAUGUCCCUUACUGUUCGAGAGAAUGCCAGACUGCGGACUAUAAGAGCAGACACAAAGCGAUUUGUGGUAAAGAAAUGGGCCUCGAAGACGCCGUGGAAACGGCGUUGAAAGCACGCGGUCCACCCAAGCCAACAGUUACCCAGAUAGGACCCGCUGUCGAAGGCUUUAAACGCUCUCCAGCUCUUUUGCAUCAUAUUUUCAAGCUAAACCGGGACCCGAAAACCGAUCUAUACAUUCGGAUCAAGGAGGGAACAGACAGCGAGGACUGUUUCAUGCGAAUGGACACUCCUUUUCCUCCCAUACAGAACCUUAUUCGUGCUGCUCGUGAUAAGGCUAUGACAACUGGCGAUCGCCAGAGCGCGGCGCUCGUGUGCCAUUUCACCGUAUGGUUUUUGCUUGCCAAAGGGCUUGAUAAAGAGCGUGGAUGGGAUUUCAAAGCUAUGAUUGAUGAAAUGACGAAAGAGUACGAGUUUCCAGACUUGAAAAAGGCGAUGCUGGAGUUGCAGGUGAGGCAGUUCCGAGAUCCUUUCAUGCGUCCGCCGUUGGUGCGGAGCCUGGCACCGGCUGAUUGGAUAGGUUAUGUGCGCAUCAGUCCUGUGGACAUGACCCGAAGGAUUGAGUGACGAGGUGGCGUUGAAGUGAUUGUACAGUUUUCUUGGAAGCAAUAGCCAUGCAGAUUUUGGCAGUGUAUUUCUAACACCAGCAGA